Populus nigra (black poplar) is the source of this 3616-nucleotide messenger RNA. RefSeq lists its product as uncharacterized. The record is from RefSeq and is a predicted model, not a curated record. The transcript has 4 exons. NCBI's taxonomy places the organism in Eukaryota, Viridiplantae, Streptophyta, Magnoliopsida, Malpighiales, Salicaceae. Bases 264 to 1739 code for a protein of 491 amino acids.
UCUCACUAUUAACGGUCCUAAAAUAUUAGCCAGAAAGACGAAAUCUCCAGAUCUCUAAAAAUAAAAAAAAAUAAAUCAAAAAUUUAAAAACCCUAAAAAAUCAAAUAAAAAAUCAAUCUUUUUAGGGUUUCUUGAUCCGAUCUUCAAUCUUCGAAAUCUGGUUUUGAUUGCAAUUGUGAUUUUCUUUUUAAAAAUCAAAAUCAAGAAUUUUAGGUUUUUUUUUUUCAUUUUUGUUAGGGUUUGUUUGUUUGUUUGUUUGAAUAAUGAACGAUCAGCCACCGGCGACGAUCAUGAACCAGCAGCCACCGCUAUUGAUGAGUCAGGCACCGCCUAUUCCGGUCAUGAAUCCGGCACAACCUCCUCCUCCACCGAUUUCUAUUCAGUCACAGAUGUUGAGUCACAGUCAAGCCAUGAAUCAACCACAGCCGUUGAUGAUGAUGAACCAGAGACCGUACAAGAAGUUUCAAAAUCAGCAGCAGAAUCCGUUGAAGUUCAAUAACAAUUUUGUCCCUUCGAAGCCUCGAAGCAGCAGCAACAACAACAACUGGAAGGGUAAAAAUGUCAACAACAACAAAAGAAUGGAGAAUUCCAAUAAUAACCCUGCCUUAUCCGGUGGUGGAGGGUAUAAGCCGCCGAGCUUGAAUGAUUUGCAAACACAAAACAGAAUGAAAGCGCGGAAAUAUUAUCAUCCGAAGAAGAAAUUUAAUAACCGUUUCGCGCCUUAUGCCCCGAGGAAUACGACGUCGUUUAUUAUCCGUGCGAAAAAGUCUGGUGGGAUUGCGUCGUUGGUUUCGCCGUGUCCGGUGACUCCGGCGGUGUUGCCGACUCCGAUAUUUUCGCCAUCGAGGGAGGUGUUGGGGGAUAUGGCGAAGGAGGAGUGGGGUGUUGAUGGGUAUGGAUCGAUGAAGGGGUUGAUUAGGUUGAGAUCGCCGGGGAACGAAGCGAAUGAGGAUGAGGAAGAUGAAGAGGGAAAUGGAUCGAGUGAGAGUGAUGUAGAGGAGCAUGUGGAAGUGGAGAGGAGAUUGGAUCAUGAUUUGAGUAGGUUUGAGAUGAUUUAUCCAAGCGGCGGAGGAGGGGAGUAUAGUUAUAAUAAUGUUUUGGAGAAUAGGGUUGAUGAUCAGGACACCCACAUAGCGCAAUUGGAAGAGGAGAAUUUGACUUUGAAAGAAAGAUUGUUUUUGAUGGAGAGGGAGUUGGGGGAUCUGAGGAGGAGGUUGCAGUUUUUAGAGAGGCAGCAGCAUCAUCAUCAUGGGCAGAGCAGUAGUGCUAUGGUUGUGGAGGAUGUUAAUGAGGAGGUUGUGGAGAAUGUUUCGGAGAAUGAUGAGAAUGAGAGUGAUGGAGUAACUGAUAUUGGUGGGAAUACUGGAGGUGAUGGUAACGAGGAGGUGAUGGAGUAUGUAGGUGGAAAUGGAGAGAGAAGGAAUGUUAGAGAUGGUGGUAAGGAGGAGAGUAAUGAUGUUUGUAUGGAAGAGAAUGUACCUGAUGAUCACCUUAUUGUGAAGCAUAAGGUUAAGGAUGAGAACGCAACUAGUGGAUAUGUAGGAGAUGAUGAAGUUGUAGGAAAUGACGAAGUGAUUAUUAAGGAAAAUGAAGUUAAGGGUGGAGAAAGAGGAGACUGGUUUGUACCUACUGAUGCAGAAACGGGGAAGGAUGAUGGAGCAAAGGAUGAAGAAAGGGGAAUUGAAGUUUUGCUAGACAGGCUGGUUGCAAAGGAGGAGGAGGAGCCUGUCCAAGGGUGAUUAUGAUAUUGGUGACAACAGGAUUGUGCAAGACAAUUGUUUCAAAGAAGGAAGUCCAUUGAUGAACAGUUUCACUUAGAGAAGAGCAUUGGCGGUGGUGACUAAUCUUUUGUCCCGCGUUAAUGUGUGUGAAGUAGCAGGCUGAUGUUGCUUUCACACAAGUGAUUGUACUGGUGGAUGAUGCAAAAAAUCGUGGACUUGAUGAUGCUAAUGAGCUUGACAGUAAGUUUUGACUUGCAAAUGAGGUGGGUCGGAAUCUGGUGCAUUUGUGGGGAUUUUUGUCUAUAAGUUCAUUAUCUCUUCAUAUUGCAUUUGAAUAUUGUAUUGAAAGAAUGGGACGAUGACCUUGGAUGAAUCUUUUCCCAAAUUGUCAGUUGUUAGAAUGAGUUUCAAAAUUUGUUUUAUUACUUGAUUGACUAGGUUUGUUUCCUUUUGAAUUUAAAGAAUGCGAAACCCUCCUAAUGACAUUUUAACAUAUUCUGGCUUGGUUAUAUUUAUUUUUUUGGGACUCUUUGUGGAGGUAAAUAAUUUGACUCUCUUACUGGCCACACAGACCAGCUACCAAUCCACCCAACAGUGGAUUGGUUGCUUGAUCAGACUGAGUCAUGGCUUAUGCAUGUCUAUCUUUCAGUUGCAUAACUUGGUCUUUUGUCUGUCAACGAGGAUGAUUCCAAUCAUUGGUGCAAGUGAGAACAUUCUUGAGCUGAAACUGAUUCAUUCACAUGGGAUUUUAAAGAUGGGGGUGAGUGGGGGACAUGGGUCUCAGCCAAGGAAGCAGAGUGAUUGAUGGUAUCAGCCACUCUGCAGCAGCAGCAUCCUAUGCAGUGGCCAAUUUGCAAUAAGCCUUUGUCCAGCGAAUGCUGUUAUUGACCUGAACACGGGAUGCUACCGAGGAUAUGAUUUCAGUGAUACAUCGAUCAGCAUUCCAGGAGAUGAGGUUUAUGAGAACAUGACACUUUGGUCUCUCUCCAUCUUCCUUAUCACGUGUUCCUGCAUUCUCCUGCCCGACACGAAGCUAUGCCACCAUUGUUUGUCUGCCGCAUCAGGUUUAUUAUUGAUGCAAUUCCAUUAGUUGAAUCUCGACAGAAUUCAUUCUCAUGGUAAUACUAGCAUGUGUUUGUAAUCUAGUCAUGAAUAUUGAUGCAAUUCCAUUAGUUGAAUCUCGACAGAAUUCAUUCUCAUGGUAAUACUAGCAUGUGUUUGUAAUCUAGUCAUGAAUUGAGUGAGCAUCAUUCAAAUUACAGGACAAACACUUGUUUCCUGUGUGGUUGACCCUUAAAAGGCAGCUUCCAAGAUGGAUGUUUGUGGUGGUGGGAUUGGCCUGCUAAAUGCUUUAAGAGCUCAUCUCAAUUUGUCCUCUAAUUUGGAUAUGAAUUUAUGUGGGUGAUGUUGAGACUGGGUCAAUGUCAACUGGCCAUGUGGUUCUUGCACAUCCUUGAAUGGUUAAUGGUGAUGUACGAGUAGAAGUCCUCCACUGGUGAUGCUGACCAUGAUCUCCACCCGUGUUAAAGAUUGCUGCCGAGGAUAAGGCAGUGUGUCACGCAUGCAACAAUGCCUUAUGGACGAAUUUUCCAAAGUGGAAUAGAAACCCAUUAUUUAUUCCUUCCUUCCUAUCGCAGCCUCUUUCAAUCCUGACCUUUCCUUGGGUCCUGAUUUCAAUGGCUGGCUGGCUGGCUGGCUGCUGCUGCUGCUGCUGCUGCUGCUGUAAGCUGUUACGAAUAUUUAGAACAACUUCAUGUCCAAAGAUAAAAAGAACAUUUAGGAUUUUACCUUUUCGAUUGCGAAGUUUGUUUCUCGGAGGAUCUUUAUUUGAAGGUUUGAACCUAAAAAAUCGGGUUGAGCAAAAUAAUGAUUAGUCAAGAAAAUCUUCCGUAAAA